This is a messenger RNA of Cyphellophora attinorum, 1023 nucleotides long. Its product is annotated as putative elongation of fatty acids protein 1. Gene Ontology annotation, cellular component: endoplasmic reticulum membrane. The transcript is spliced from 2 exons. Gene Ontology annotation, molecular function: fatty acid elongase activity. Bases 1 to 1023 code for a protein of 340 amino acids. The record is from RefSeq and is a predicted model, not a curated record. Lineage: Eukaryota; Fungi; Ascomycota; Eurotiomycetes; Chaetothyriales; Cyphellophoraceae. Gene Ontology annotation, biological process: fatty acid elongation, monounsaturated fatty acid; fatty acid elongation, polyunsaturated fatty acid; very long-chain fatty acid biosynthetic process.
AUGGACAGUCUCAAGGUCGGCGUACCCACGCUCGACCGGCCCUUUGGCAUCGAGCUAUGGCCUAUCUUCUCAACAUGCUACAAGACGCUAUUUGGCUACGUGCCCGAGAAUUUCCGCUUCACGCCUGGCUACACCGUCCUGUCAACACUGACGGAGACGUUGGUCGCGCUCGUAGCAUACUACAUCAUAGUGUUCGGAGGACGCGAAUUGAUGAAGAACCGUCCGGCAUUUGUCUUGAACGGCCCUUUCAUGGUGCACAACCUGUACCUCACGAUUAUCUCUGGCGGUCUGCUGGCGCUCUUUAUUGAGCAACUGGUACCUGAAAUCACGCGCAAUGGCAUCUUCCACGCCAUCUGCUCCCAUGACGGAGGCUGGACCGACAAGAUGGUCAUUCUGUACUAUAUGAACUACCUCACCAAAUACCUCGAGCUCAUCGACACUGUCUUCCUCGUCCUCAAGAAGAAGCCCCUCACCUUCCUCCACACCUACCACCACGGCGCAACCGCACUCCUCUGCUACUCCCAGCUUGUCGGCCACACCUCCGUCUCAUGGCUCGUCAUCACCCUCAACCUCACCGUCCACGUCGUCAUGUACUGGUACUACUUCCAAGCCGCACGAGGUGUCAAGAUCUGGUGGAAGAAAUACAUCACCAUGCUGCAAAUCAUCCAGUUCGUCAUCGAUCUCGGCUUCGUCUACUUCGCCUCAUACACAUACUUCACGCACACCUACUUUCCCUGGAUGCCCAAUGCCGGACAAUGCGCCGGAGAAGAAUUCGCUGCCUUUGCCGGCAUGGGUAUCCUCUCAUCCUACCUCCUGCUCUUCAUCUCCUUCUACUUCGCCACAUAUCAGAAGCAAGGCAAGACCGGUCGUCCUAGGAGAAACACCGGUCGCGAAGCUCUCAUCGCCAUGAAGGACUUCCCCGCUGACGCGCAAGAAGUCGGUACCCUCGCGAAGGACAGUGCCAACGGUGCAGUGACUACUGGUCGAAGCAACGGUCCCGUCACCCGAUCUCGCAAGGCUUAG